CCGAAGUGCGAGUGCCGCGGCGGCGGCGGACGGCCCAGCCAGAGCGCGAGGGGCUCGGGGGCGUGCGGGGGUCUCAGUGCAGCAGCGGGGACCCCGGGGCCCAGAGGCGGCGCAGCCCGGGGCCGCCGGGAGGAGCGCGGGCGGUCCGGCGGCGGCGCGAUGCCGCUCGCCCAGCUCAAGGAGCCCUGGCCGCUCAUGGAGCUGGUGCCGCUGGACCCGGAGAAUGGACAGGCUUCAGGGGAAGAAGGUGGACUUCAGCCAUCCAAGGAUGAGGACGUCCUCAAGGAGAUCUCUAUCACACACCAUGUCAAGGCUGGCUCUGAGAAGGCUGAUCCAUCCCAUUUUGAGCUCCUCAAGGUUCUGGGCCAAGGAUCUUUUGGCAAAGUCUUCCUGGUGCGCAAGGUCACCCGGCCUGACAGUGGACAUUUGUAUGCCAUGAAAGUAUUAAAGAAGGCCACGCUGAAAGUGCGUGACCGUGUUCGGACCAAGAUGGAAAGAGACAUCCUGGCUGACGUGAACCACCCGUUCGUGGUGAAGCUGCACUAUGCCUUCCAGACUGAGGGCAAGCUUUAUCUUAUUCUGGACUUCCUGCGUGGUGGAGACCUGUUCACACGACUCUCAAAGGAGGUUAUGUUUACAGAGGAGGAUGUGAAGUUUUACCUGGCUGAACUGGCACUGGGCCUGGACCACCUGCACAGCUUGGGCAUCAUUUACAGAGACCUCAAGCCUGAGAAUAUCCUUUUGGAUGAGGAGGGCCACAUCAAACUCACUGACUUUGGCCUGAGCAAGGAGGCCAUUGACCACGAGAAGAAGGCCUAUUCCUUCUGUGGGACAGUGGAGUACAUGGCCCCCGAGGUUGUCAACCGCCAGGGUCACACCCACAGUGCAGAUUGGUGGUCCUAUGGGGUGUUGAUGUUUGAGAUGCUGACAGGCUCCCUGCCCUUCCAGGGGAAGGAUCGGAAGGAGACCAUGACCUUGAUUUUGAAGGCGAAACUAGGCAUGCCCCAGUUUCUGAGCACAGAAGCCCAGAGCCUCCUGCGGGCCCUGUUCAAGAGAAAUCCUGCCAACCGGCUUGGCUCGGGCCCUGAUGGAGCAGAAGAGAUCAAGAGACAUAUCUUCUAUGCCACCAUUGACUGGAAUAAGCUCUACCGUCGUGAGAUCAAGCCACCUUUCAAGCCAGCUGUGGCCCAGCCCGAUGACACCUUCUACUUUGAUACUGAGUUCACUUCGCGCACACCCAGGGAUUCACCAGGCAUCCCCCCCAGUGCUGGCGCCCAUCAGCUGUUCCGUGGCUUUAGCUUUGUGGCCACUGGUCUGAUGGAGGAUGACAGCAAACCUCGGGCCACGCAGGCCCCCCUGCACUCAGUGGUACAGCAACUCCACGGGAAGAACUUGGUUUUCAGUGAUGGCUACAUAGUAAAGGAGACAAUCGGCGUGGGCUCCUACUCUGUGUGUAAGCGCUGUGUCCACAAGGCCACCAACAUGGAGUAUGCUGUCAAGGUCAUCGACAAAAGCAAAAGAGAUCCCUCAGAAGAGAUUGAGAUUCUUCUGCGGUAUGGACAGCACCCCAACAUCAUCACCCUGAAAGACGUGUAUGAUGACGGUAAGCACGUCUACCUGGUGACAGAGCUGAUGAGGGGCGGGGAGCUGCUGGAUAAGAUCCUACGGCAGAAGUUCUUCUCCGAGCGGGAGGCCAGCUUUGUCCUGCACACUAUCAGCAAGACUGUGGAAUACCUGCACUCUCAAGGGGUCGUCCACAGGGAUCUCAAACCCAGUAACAUCCUGUAUGUGGAUGAGUCUGGGAACCCCGAGUGCCUGCGCAUCUGUGACUUUGGCUUUGCCAAGCAGCUUCGGGCUGAGAACGGGCUCCUCAUGACACCUUGCUACACAGCCAACUUUGUGGCACCUGAGGUGUUAAAGCGUCAGGGCUACGAUGAAGGCUGUGACAUAUGGAGCCUGGGCAUCCUGCUGUACACGAUGCUGGCAGGAUACACUCCAUUUGCCAAUGGGCCCAGUGACACACCAGAGGAGAUCCUUACCCGGAUCGGCAGCGGGAAGUUCACCCUCAGUGGGGGAAACUGGAACACGGUCUCAGAGACAGCCAAGGACUUGGUAUCUAAGAUGCUGCAUGUGGACCCCCACCAGCGUCUCACAGCCAAGCAGGUCCUACAGCACCCGUGGAUCACCCAGAAAGACAAGCUUCCCCAGAGCCAGUUAUCCUACCAAGACCUGCAGCUUGUGAAGGGGGCCAUGGCAGCUACGUAUUCUGCACUCAAUAGCUCCAAACCCACGCCCCAACUCAAGCCAAUUGAGUCAUCCAUCCUGGCCCAGCGGCGAGUGAGGAAGCUGCCAUCCACCACCCUGUGAACCUAGUGCAGACAGACUCCUCGGGGGCAGAGUCCUUCCCAGAGGGAGCAAGCCUGAGUCCCAGGACCAAGCGGAAUGGAGUCCUGAAAGCAGCCCAGCUCACCCGUGAGGGUGUGAAGUGCCUUCCUCCCCGGACCGGCUCUUCUGGCCUCAGGCUCCUUCGUGUGAAAUCCGCUCACUGUACAAACUAUUUUUUAAGAAAAAAAAAAAUGGCAUCAUCUACCAUGAAUUUUUUACAAGAUCCAUUUGCCCUUUUGACCAUUGCAGUCCCAGGAUGAACACUCAUGUGUGUGGCCGAGACUCCCCUCUGUUGGCCAAGGAGCCAUCUGCACACGCCUCCAAGCUGCCCAGCGUUGCCUCAGAGUCUGGCUCCUCAGCAGAACUUGGUCCCCAGCCGUCUCCUUUUCCGUUCUGUUCUGGGUUUCUAGAACCACUUUCUGCUAGAGCCAAAGACCCCAACCUGUCAGCUCUUGGCUGCAGGCACCAGCACCACAAAGCGCAUCCACUGUGGGCCCCUGCGGUCGGAUCGGACAACCCCGUGGAGAGGAGGCAGAGAGCACUUUUUGGGAGACUUCCUGUCUGCCACUGGACAGAGUUCACAGGAGACCAGGGAGGCGGUCCACGGGGGAUGAGGGUUUUUUCAUUUCCUCCUCAGCUGGUAACUCAGGGUUCAUCUGUCCAAGGCCUUUCUAAUAAACUUACAAACCAGUCAAAGCA
Messenger RNA from Grammomys surdaster, 3084 nucleotides. It is a transcript of the gene Rps6ka1, whose product is annotated as ribosomal protein S6 kinase A1. The record is from RefSeq and is a predicted model, not a curated record. Gene Ontology annotation, biological process: protein phosphorylation; intracellular signal transduction; positive regulation of DNA-templated transcription. Gene Ontology annotation, molecular function: ATP binding; ribosomal protein S6 kinase activity; magnesium ion binding. Lineage: Eukaryota; Metazoa; Chordata; Mammalia; Rodentia; Muridae. The transcript is spliced from 22 exons. The coding region runs from base 160 to 2367 and encodes 735 amino acids.